GGGACCCAUGGAAAUGGUUCCAGGGCAUCUUUACGCUCCUACAAAUACCCAAUGCUCCCACCUUCCAUUUGCACUCAGAAGCCAAACGCAUUAUUAUUCACUCAUUAACUGUCUCUCUAUCUCUCUGUUUCUCCAUUGCCUGUUCCUGUUUGCUUGAGCCAGUUCGCUGCAACAUGCUAUCAGGUGCAGUUGGCAAAUGCCUUCUCUUGGCUUCCCCUCUCAAGGUUGAAGAAGAAACUAAGGUCAUCAAUGAAAAACAAGGCAUAGUUUCAAUCCUACUAUCAGAGCCUACACAGGCAAAGAUAGCCACAUCUUCCCUGAGGAGAAAUCUCUCAGCAGACAUGUCCUCUGCAAAAUGGUUGCCUCAAAAUGGAUUAUCCUCAUCCAUGAAGAAGAUUGCCUCAUCUGAGCAACUAGCAAUCUCUUUGGAGGAUAAUCAGGAUGAUGAGGAGAAGGUGCCAGAACAGGACGAUGUGUGGAGGUCAAUCCAACUGAAGAAGAAGAAGACAGAGGUUGAAAAUGAAAAGCCAGUCUGUACUCAGCUCGAUACAUGGAGCUCAAUACUAUCACAGAAUGCCAAAGAGGAUUCCAACAACCUUCCACCAUACGUACAUCCUCUUGCCAAGACAUCCACCGGCUCCUUGAGUGAAAAAAGCCUUCAGAUUUGCACUGAGAGCCUUGGCUCAGAGACUGGGUCUGAAGGAUUUUCCUCAUACACGCCCCCUGAGAAAAGUGAAUCGGAAGAGGACAAGGAAGAAGAAGAAGUACAACAAAAGGAAGCCCCGGUUGAGAAAUACUCAGAUCCUUGUGAUCGAGAAGAAUGGCAAGCUAUAAAGUGCAUGUACUCUACUAAAUCGACGACACCUCGUUCUUUCCCUCCUCCUCUUCCUUCCCUGGCCCAAAGUGUUGGCCCCACUCUUCACAUGCAAUCUCGUCGCCUAGAAGGAAGGUUGCUACUGGAAGCUGUUUCGGUUCCUUCACAAAACUGUUUUCAUGCUCAACGCCAAGAUGGGCGCCUUGUACUUCAACUCCACGACAAUCAAAAUCUUUCAGAAAUGAAAGAUGAGGAAGAUGAAAUGGACGAAGAAGAAAUGGAUCCAGUAGAUGACAUUGACGUUGACAAUGACAUUUACAUUGAUGAAGACUUUGAAUCAGAACUAGAAGAUGAAAUGGACGGAGAAGUGGAAGAAAUGGUUACACAAGAGCUAAUAACCGCCCCUAGAUCAACCAUACCGUUCAAAAAUAUUAUGAGAAUCGACAACAAGAGUCCAACAUGGCCGCCAACAAACAGGAUCAACAAAGAGGAAAUUGAGGUGGAAUCAGAUCAAGAAGAAGAAUUGGAGGAAUUGACGGCAAUGCCACAAUCACUGCCACCUGUGGCUCGGCUGAUACGUGCUCCAGCAGGAGCAGCUGGCUCUUUCAAUGCUUAUGACUACUUCUGGAGGACCAAGCCAACCAUGAUCAAUCCAAUCAACCAACAGAGCCCAGCUCAGAAAUACAGCAACAAUAUGACCAUUCUACCCAAUAGCUCCAAGGCAGACAAACAACAAGAGCCAGUCUUCCUCAGAGGGAACAAUGCCGAAUACUUGGUUCCUUUGGUGAGAGGCUGCAAUGAUUCUUCCAAGAAGUCACUUCAAAUUUGUGAGCCCUAUUGCGUUGCCACAUCCUGAUUAAUUUCGUCCUCGCAUCACGUUCCUAUCUAUUAUUAGCUACUUACUAUAUGUUACUCAUAUAUCUCUACUUCUAAUUUCAGCAUAAAUAUCUCAUUUCAACUCUUUGUAAAAGAGUUUGUUCAGAAAAAUAAAUAAAGCAUAUAUUAAGGAAGGAAGGAAAGAAGACUUGGUUUAGUGGAUGACCAAAGACCUUAUAUUAUUUUUCCAAGUCUGUUCUUACAAGUAAUCUUUGACUAGGUGGAGGAGUGUCUUGUCUGUUGUCUAUGUAUUGUAAUGGAGUCUGCCUUUAUUUAUCCAUUAGUUUUUUGGCAACUCCUAGCCAAUGGGACCAAUAAGGGUCGUGUCUAGUCCUUUUGGUGUUUAUUUAAGGAACAUUAUUAUCUUCUA
Impatiens glandulifera is the source of this 2060-nucleotide messenger RNA. Its product is annotated as protein FAF-like, chloroplastic. The record is from RefSeq and is a predicted model, not a curated record. The transcript is spliced from 2 exons. Bases 174 to 1670 code for a protein of 498 amino acids. Lineage: Eukaryota; Viridiplantae; Streptophyta; Magnoliopsida; Ericales; Balsaminaceae.